UUCCAAAAGAGUCCAGAGUCUUCAGUAGCAGGUCAGACGCCAUCAGUCCACCCUGCUUCAUCUUCAUCUUCUUCGUGUGUGAGAUCCACUGAAGGAGACAUGUCCAAUCCUCAGAGUCAGGAGGUCAGUGCUGUCCUCAGAGUCACCCGCCUGCCUCUGUUUCGCUCUGCGUUACAGUCGAUGACAUCAGCGUACACAGGGGUCAAAGGUCGUUACCCUCUGCUGGGGCUGAUGGGAGGUGCGGCUGAGGUCAGCGUACGCAACGUGUCCAACAUGGCUAUGAGACAAGCCACGCCCCUCCUGGAGAGUCUGGAGCCACAGAUUGAAGUUGCGAACACGUUAGCGCUGGUUGGUCUCGAGCGUCUGGAGAAAAACUUCCCGAUCCUGAACCAAUCGACCGACGAGGUGGUGGGUCACCUGAAGGACGCCCUCUUCCUGACGUUGGACGACGUGCAGCUGUGGAUGGUGGACAGUCUGGACGUCGUCCUGGAGCAGUUGGAGCGUGUGUCCGAUGCAGCACGGGACGGUGUCCGACUGCUGCAGGAGUCUCCGGUGGGACAAGUCGCUACGUCAGGGCUGGACGACGUGCUGAGUCGCCUGGAGGAGGCCACCUCCUACUACAUGCCCCUCCCACCCACACUGCGUCGUGAGUGGGAGAUGAUGGUGCAGGAGUACGAGGACGAGGACGAGGGCGAGGAGCCGGGACUGUGGACGAGAUUCCGCAGUGUCCUCCUGACUCUCAGUCUGCAGCUCUAUCAUCGCAUGAUGAAGCUCAGGGAGCAGCUGCUGACAGCUGUGAGGACACUGGGGGACACGGCAGACCAGGUGGGUCUGAACAAAGUCCUUGAGCUGGUUGGUGAUUUGCUGAGUAACCUGCAGAGCCUCCUGGUGGCGCUGGUGUAUCAAGCAGAGCAUCUCAGAGAGCUGAGCCUGAAUCAGGUCAAGCGUCAGGCGGCCAUUUUGGUGGAACUGAAGCUGGUUCGUCAGGUCAAAGAUCUGCCAGUCCAGGUCCAACAGCUGCUCCGAGACCUGCAGGAACUGUCCAAGAUCCUGCUGCAGCUGGUGGUCAACGUUACACCUCUCUACAACAUGCUGCAGCAGCCGACAGACCAGGACAUCGAGGACUUCCUCAGCCGGGACGACUUUUCCUUUGACAGUUUGUCUCGACGCAGCUCGGCUAACAGCCUUUUCCUGAAGGCGAUGGACGGCCGUCCUCGCCGCCGCCGGAGUCUCUACUCCCGCACCAGAAGCUCGGGGGGCCUGCAGAGCCCGGAUCCACCCAACGGCCGGCGCUCCAGCCUGAAAGAAGCCGCGGCCCUGGAGGGGGACGAAACGCCCUCCCCUUCCGACAGCAGUGGUGUCUUCGCCCGCCGUCCGUCGGCCACCGAGCUGCUGCUCACGCCACUCAAACAGUUCGUCUCUCAGAGUCAGAAGGCCUUCGAGUACCUGAGCCCCAACUCCCCCGCCGCUGCAACCGCCAACUGAGCCGCGACCCCGCCCUCAUCCGCCGCCUCGUGCCACCGCCACCCCCGGCCCACGACCAAUCACAGCCCACAGUCCCUGCCCCCGACGAUCCACCAUUUCUGUGUGAGCUGGUUUGUGCGUUCACGUUCACCGACAGACGAGUUCACAAGUCAACGUGACAAAGCCCCGCCCACUGACUUUUUCACUCCUUUACUUCACCCAGAGUUUUCAGUCACGUGUUCAUCUUCACUGAUGAGGUGAGACGCGUGAACACAUGAGAGUUUGUGAUUUUCCUGCUUCAUGAAUUAAAGCCUCUGUAUGUGAUUCGAA
Solea senegalensis (Senegalese sole) is the source of this 1794-nucleotide messenger RNA. It is a transcript of the gene plin6, whose product is annotated as perilipin 6. The coding region runs from base 100 to 1485 and encodes 461 amino acids. The record is from RefSeq and is a predicted model, not a curated record. Gene Ontology annotation, cellular component: cytosol; lipid droplet. Lineage: Eukaryota; Metazoa; Chordata; Actinopteri; Pleuronectiformes; Soleidae. Gene Ontology annotation, biological process: positive regulation of triglyceride storage; lipid storage. The transcript is spliced from 8 exons.